Molecule: messenger RNA, 2451 nt
Organism: Aspergillus brunneoviolaceus CBS 621.78
Lineage: Eukaryota; Fungi; Ascomycota; Eurotiomycetes; Eurotiales; Aspergillaceae
Product: Rab GTPase-binding exocyst subunit SEC15
Exons: 9
Coding region: 151-2451 (766 amino acids)
Biological process (GO): Golgi to plasma membrane transport; intracellular protein transport; exocytosis
Cellular component (GO): membrane; exocyst
Source: RefSeq, a predicted model, not a curated record
CUGACUAACCACUUUUGCUGCGUCAUCUUCUGUAGUUACAAGACCAACCACACAUGAUCAUCAAGAGUAGCCAAGCACGCGGGUAGCUUUCCCAGGCACAUUGCGAGGACCCACCUCGUGUUCGAGUUGCCAUAAUCCUCAACCAUCAACAUGUCGCCUGCGAUACCCUCACGCAACGAAUCGCAUGUUCUGAAUCAAAUCAUCAUAUCCCCUUCAGACACAGACUACCUGGAUCAAUUGAUUCCGUCCAUCAAAGAAUACAGUAUUGGCAACAGAACUUCCCAACUCUUACAGUCUUUGGCCAAAUUUGCAAGUGAUAAGGAGGCAGAAAUAGAGGCCAUUUGCAAUACAAAUCAUCAAGAAUUUGUUGCUUCCAUCAAUCAACUUCUUCGUAUCAGGGAAGGUACGGUUAGCCUGACAGCCGAGAUCUUAGACCUCAACCAAUCCAUUCAAGCAAGUACGGAAAGACUGGCAGAGCAGAAAAGAGCCCUGGUGGAGUCGCGCAGUCACCGGCAGAAUAUUGAUGAAUCUUCUGGCGCUAUACAGGAUUGUCUUGAAGUUCUGCGCCUUGCCAAUCAAAUCCAUGAUUUGCUUUCCAGAAAAAAUCAUUAUGCGGCCUUACGCGCCCUGGAGGAGCUGCAGAAUGUUCACCUUAAAGGGGUUACACAAUAUAAGAUCGCUGAGAUGAUCCAACGCUCAGUGCCUGCCACGCAGAAGAUAAUUGCGGAAGCAGUCAUGUCUGAUCUGAACACUUGGCUUUACAGAAUUCGUGAAAUGUCUCAAUACCUUGGCGAAAUAGCUCUGUACCACACCGAUCUACGAAAGUCGAGACAGAAAGAAAGAGCAGGAGCAUUGCCCUACUUGGGACAAUUCAAGCUUAACUCCGCCAUUGAACUUGUUUCCGAUGAGAGUGAAGAGUAUGACUUACUACAGAACGACGAACUCCAGGUUGAUUUCACGCCACUACUUGAAUGUUUACAUAUUCAUCGAUCCUUAGGGCGUAUUGACAUGUUUCGCCUCGAAUAUGCCAACACACGCCGUCGGCAAAAGGAGCUUCUGUUGCCUACAUCAAUAACGUUGAUAGAUGAAGAUGGGGCUUGUCUUCAUAAUCUCCUCGAAGAAAUGGCGGGAUUUGCAAUUGUUGAGCGCUCAACGAUGAAAAGAAUCCCGGACCUAAGAUCUUCUAUUGACGUCGAUGAACUAUGGGACUCGAUGUGUCAAGCUGCUGUGAGCUUGAUAAUGAAGGCUCUUCGCGAAGUUGAUAAUGCUGAGAGCCUGCUCAAAAUCAAGAAUCUAAUUGCAUUGUUUAUGCAAACAAUGAACACAUGGGACUUCCCUGUCGGCGUCUUUGAUACGUUUUUAUUGACACUUUUCGAAAAGUAUGCUGACCUUCUUAAGAAGAGGUUUAGUGAUGAUUUUCAAGAGAUCGUUUCGACCGACGAUUAUAUGCCUAUGCCGAUACAAACAAUUGAGGAAUAUGAGAAGGUGCUAAAUGUCAGCUGGUACAAUCCAGAAAAACCACACGAAGAACAGAUGUUCCCUUGCGUCUUACCAUUCUCUCAAAUGUAUCCGCUGUGCUGCAUUGAUAUUCGCAAUUUCUUGAAUCAAUUUUACUUCUUCGCCAAUGAUGAUUUCCCUCAUACCAAUGUGAUUGAUGAGACACUCAAAGAUGCAUUGGACGAACUUCUUUCGAAUAAAGUGUGUGAUACACUUGUCGAGCGUCUCUCUUCCCAGUACUUGGGACAGAUUGUGCAGAUUCUUAUCAACCUAGAGCAUUUUGAACAUGCAUGCCGCGAGCUCGAGUUGCUUCUUGCAGCGGCAAGAUCACAUACCUCUUCUAGUGAGUUUGUGAAGCUGAAUGCAACAGAAAAAUUCAAGAACAAUAAGAAGGCGGCCGAAAAGCGAAUCUUUGAGGUAGUCAACUCUAAGAUUGAUGACCUCAUUGAGACAGCUGAGUACGAUUGGAUGGCUCAUAUUCCGCCUACGGAGCCGAGUAACUACAUGCAAACACUGACCAGGUUCCUUUCUAACAUCAUGAAUUCGACGCUCCUCGGCCUCCCUACGGAAAUCAAGGAGCUAAUAUAUUUCGACGCCCUUAGUCACGCAGCAAACAUGAUCCUAGCACUCCCUCUUUCGUCCGAUGUGAAAAAAAUCAAUACAAAUGGGGUGCUAGCUCUCGCUAAAGAUGUCGAGUAUCUAUAUCAAUUUGUCGACAGCCUCGGCGUGCCCAUACUACGGGAGAAUCUUGACGAGCUGCAGCAAACAGUGCAAUUGAUGCAGGCAGACAACACAGAUGAGUUCUAUGAUAUAUCUACACGAAACAAGAAGUACGGACGUGUAGAUGCCAUCAACGGCCCCGUCCUUCUAGAGAAGAUUAUGCGCACUGUGCAAAGCUCUGCGAAAACUGAUAAAUUCGCUACCUUAUCUUCGAGAUUCGGAAAGAAAUCAUGA